AUGGAGUCUUAGUUAAGCUUUAAUUGCAUCCGAUAACAUACAUUUUUAGAUUAGAAAUAUGUUCUUAAAUUGCUUCCAACUAAGAUUACUCUUAAUUAAGUAUGCCUUGAAUAUAACAAAGAUUGGUAAAAAGCCUAAAUACAUAAUUGAUUUAAAAUUACAUAACACAAUCUCAUGGCACUUAAAUCAAAUGAACUAACUUGCAAGUUUUAGCAUAAUAUGGAAUAAUAUUGAGAAACAAUUUCACUCAGGUCAUGAAGAUCUCUUUAAACUACGUUAAAAUAUAAAAAAUAAAAUUAUGUUUCAACAUGUUUAACAUCUUUACAAACCAAUGUAAUAAUUAGGAGAAGGAAAUUUUGAUGAAGUAAUUCAUUCAAAAAUUUAGGUAUAUUUAUGCAUAGACAGAAUAAAUAGUAAUUCAUAUGAAAUAAAAUGUAUUGCUAAAAAUUAAUUUGAAGAUUCAAUUGUAUUUAUACCAUAUUUUACUCAAGACUCGAAUUCAUAAUGAAAUAUCUUGUUUAACAAAUAUUAAAUCUGAUUAUGUUCAACAUUUGCAUGAAGUAUUUAAUGGAGAAAAUACUGUUUAUUUAAUUUAGGAGUAUUUAGAAGGUGUAAAUUUAUAUGAAUUAAUAAUGAAUGUUGCAUUAAACAGAACUUAAAUAUUAAUUAUUAUGAAAGUAAUUAUAAAUAUCAGUAUCAUAAAGUAAUUGAUUAUUGCUGUGAGAGAUAUCCAUUCUAGAAAUAUUAUGCAUAGAGAUAUUAAACCAACUAAUAUAGUAUUCAAAAAUAAAGAUUCCAUAGAAGGAUUAAAAUUAACAGAAUUUCAUUUAGCAGUUUAUAUAGAUCCAUCAUAGGAAUUAAGAGUAUGUGGAACUCCUGGUUAUGCAGCUCCAGAAAAAUUCAAAGAUAGUUAUAAUGAAAAAGUUGAUCUUUUUAGUGUUGGAUGUAUUUUCUUUAAAUUGUAUAAAUAUUUUAUUUCAUUUUUUAUAGAGUUACAAGUAGAGAUUUAUUUCCUGGAAAAACUUCAAAUGAAAUCUUGAGAAUGAACAAAAUUUGCAAUAUAGAUUUUAAAAUUCUUCAAUUAUAUAAACUCUCAAAUGAAGAAAAGGAUCUUUUGAUUAAUCUUCUUGAAAUUGAUCCUGAAAAAAGAAUAAGUGCAGAAGCAGCUUUAUCUCAUCCUUAUUUUUAAUGUCAAAAUAUUUAAUUAGAUCAAUAAUAAUUGACUAAAACUAAAUCUAUUUAAGGUUCUACAACUACUACAAGUACUGAAAGAUGCAAUAAUUUAUUUUAAAAGGAAAUUAAUGAAAUCGAAAAGCAUUUAGAUGAAUUAUAAGUUGAUCAUGAAUCUCCUCAUAUUAGUGCAAUUCCUACUUUUAAAGUUUUAAAAAAAGAUUUUCAAAUUCAAUUAUCUCAAAUAAUAAGAAAGAAUUCAAAAUUAAAAAAAAGUGAAACCCAGGAAUAUAAUCAAUUAUGCUUUAAAAAUUCCAAAUUUUAACCAAGAAAUUCGGUUCAUUAAACAAUUGUUUGA
Messenger RNA from Paramecium sonneborni, 1528 nucleotides. The record is from the annotation of a GenBank genome assembly. Lineage: Eukaryota; Ciliophora; Oligohymenophorea; Peniculida; Parameciidae.